CAGCCGGGAGUCGCAGCCGCCGCCGCCGCCACCCUCGCUCUCCCUGCGCCGCUGCCACCACCGCCGCCGCCGCCACUGCCAUCGUCACCGCCACUGGCUGAGUGCAUCCCCGAGGAGAUACCAGCUAUCAUGUCCAUAGAGAAGGUCUGGGCUCGGGAGAUCCUGGACUCCCGUGGGAAUCCCACAGUGGAGGUGGAUCUCUACACUGGCAAAGGUCUUUUCCGGGCUGCGGUACCCAGUGGAGCCUCUACUGGUAUCUAUGAGGCCCUGGAGCUAAGGGAUGGGGACAAACAGCGUUACUUAGGCAAAGGUGUCCUGAAGGCAGUGGACCACAUCAACACCACCAUUGCGCCAGCCCUCAUCAGCUCAGGUCUCUCUGUAGUGGAGCAGGAGAAACUCGACAACCUGAUGUUGGAGUUGGAUGGGACUGAGAACAAAUCCAAGUUUGGGGCCAAUGCCAUCCUGGGUGUGUCCCUGGCUGUGUGUAAGGCAGGGGCGGCAGAGCGGGAAUUGCCCCUGUAUCGCCACAUAGCUCAGCUGGCCGGGAACUCAGACCUCAUCCUGCCUGUACCGGCCUUCAACGUCAUCAAUGGUGGCUCUCAUGCUGGGAACAAGCUGGCCAUGCAGGAGUUUAUGAUCCUUCCAGUGGGUGCUGAGAGCUUUCGGGAUGCCAUGCGACUUGGGGCAGAGGUCUACCACACGCUCAAGGGGGUCAUCAAGGACAAGUAUGGCAAGGAUGCCACCAAUGUGGGAGAUGAAGGUGGCUUUGCCCCCAAUAUCCUGGAGAACAGUGAAGCCUUGGAACUGGUGAAGGAAGCCAUUGACAAGGCUGGCUACACAGAAAAGAUUGUCAUUGGGAUGGAUGUCGCUGCCUCGGAGUUUUAUCGUGAUGGCAAAUAUGACUUGGACUUCAAGUCUCCUGCUGAUCCUUCCCGAUACAUCACUGGGGACCAGCUGGGGGCCCUCUAUCAGGACUUUGUCAGGGACUAUCCUGUGGUCUCCAUUGAGGACCCCUUUGACCAGGAUGAUUGGGCUGCCUGGUCGAAGUUUACAGCCAAUGUAGGGAUCCAGAUUGUAGGUGAUGAUCUGACUGUGACCAACCCAAAGCGUAUUGAACGGGCAGUGGAGGAGAAGGCCUGCAACUGUCUGCUGCUCAAGGUCAACCAGAUCGGUUCAGUCACUGAAGCCAUCCAAGCGUGCAAGCUGGCCCAGGAGAACGGCUGGGGGGUCAUGGUGAGCCAUCGCUCAGGAGAGACCGAAGACACAUUCAUUGCUGACCUAGUGGUGGGGCUGUGCACAGGCCAGAUCAAGACUGGUGCCCCAUGCCGCUCUGAGCGUCUGGCAAAGUACAACCAGCUUAUGAGAAUUGAAGAAGAGCUGGGGGAUGAAGCUCGCUUCGCUGGACAUAAUUUCCGCAAUCCCAGUGUGCUGUGAUCUCUCCACUUGCCUGGAGACUUGGAACCCCUCUCCUGUCCUCCUUGGACCUUUUUCUUCCUGUCCUGCUCUAUGACCUUUCACCCCGAUGCCCCGGCUGAGCUGCUGCGCUGUUCCUUGGCUUAUCCUGGCCCUGCUGCCUCUGCUUUCCACCCUCUGGGUCCCACACUCUCCACUUCUACCUUUCUAGUCUCUUUCCUCAAAAACUGGCCAUGGGACUGAGGGUUAUAAGGGGUGCAUGGAAGAACCAUCAUAGUCUGCGAUGGGAGCCUCAGGGUUGGUUGCUGAGGUGUUUAGAGAGGGUCCACGUGGCGCUUGUGCUUUGGGCUGGUUCUGUGUUUUCCAUGUUGCCCACCAGCCAGGGAGUGCAUGGUGCUGGGGUGGAGGGGAGUGGUGGCUGCGUGAUCAUGCCUGGUUUACAACUUCAGUGUAUUAUUUACUCAUUUAUUUUUCACUCAUCCUGUUACUUAAGCAUUUCCCCAUUAAGUCCAGGGCCCAAAACUGGCCUGACUGGAGGGGACUGUGUGUCUGUAUCUCCUGUGGCUGUAGAUUCUGAGAUUAUCUGGGUGGGAGGUCUCUCUGGAAAUGAGAAGGGUAACAACGGGCCCUUGCUGGCAGUUUCUUUGUGUGUACGAACCCGUAACCGAAGCCUGGUUCCAUCCAGCAGUGGGCUGCGCAUCUGGGGUCUCUUCCCAGUAACUCUCUCCCCAGCCCCAGCUUGCCUGGUCUCCCCCCAACCCCCCAGGGCCAUGUUCCACAGUCCUCACCACCUCUGUGGUGCUGAAAUGAGCACCACCAUUAAAGUCUGAGUCACAGUG
Manis javanica (Malayan pangolin) is the source of this 2252-nucleotide messenger RNA. It is a transcript of the gene ENO2, whose product is annotated as enolase 2. Gene Ontology annotation, molecular function: phosphopyruvate hydratase activity; magnesium ion binding. Gene Ontology annotation, cellular component: phosphopyruvate hydratase complex. The record is from RefSeq and is a predicted model, not a curated record. Lineage: Eukaryota; Metazoa; Chordata; Mammalia; Pholidota; Manidae. Gene Ontology annotation, biological process: glycolytic process.